Messenger RNA from Benincasa hispida (wax gourd), 1419 nucleotides. Its product is annotated as peroxidase 2-like. Lineage: Eukaryota; Viridiplantae; Streptophyta; Magnoliopsida; Cucurbitales; Cucurbitaceae. The record is from RefSeq and is a predicted model, not a curated record. Gene Ontology annotation, molecular function: heme binding; peroxidase activity. Gene Ontology annotation, biological process: response to oxidative stress; hydrogen peroxide catabolic process.
AUAUUUAAUUACGGGUGGAAUGAUUAGUCAAUAAUUAAUGUAAUAAGUAAUAACCUUGAAUCCAUCGACAACUUGUGGCCCAAGCUUAAUGGCUGUGUAUAAAAGGCUAAAAGCAAAGCUCCAUCUCCACAACUUAUUGACAAAACCAAAAAGCUAGCAAUGGCUUCCCCUAAACUUACAGCCUUAGUUGCAGUGUUAGCUUUGAUGGUGGGAUGCUCUCAGGCUCAGCUUAACCCUUUCUUCUACACCUUCACAUGCCCUCAGCUGCCUUUUGUUGUUCUGGAUGUGGUCUCACGAGCUCUCCAAACUGACGACCGAGCAGCUGCCAAGCUCAUUCGUCUCCACUUUCAUGAUUGCUUUGCCAAUGGGUGUGAUGGGUCUGUGCUAUUGGAAGAUGUACCAGGCGUAAUUGACAGUGAACUAAACGCACCUCCUAAUAACGGGAUCCAAGGCCUGGACAUUGUGGACAACAUCAAAGCAGCAGUUGAAAGUGCUUGCCCACGCGUUGUUUCCUGUGCCGACAUCUUAGCCCUUUCAGCUCAAGUUUCUGUCGUAUUGUCUGGAGGACCAGCGUGGAUUGUUCCACUGGGUAGAAAAGACAGCAGAAUAGCAAACAGAGCUGCAGCCGCAAAUCUUCCAAGUCCGUUUGAAACCCUGGACGUGUUGAAAGCCAAAUUCGCGGCAUUUGGGCUGGAUUCUACAGAUCUUGUGACUCUAUCAGGAGCCCACACGUUCGGUCGAUCAAGAUGCCUCUUCUUCACGGGACGGUUCGACAAUUUCAACAACACCGGCCUGCCAGACCCGACUUUGGAUGCUGCUUACAGGGAGCAGCUCCGCCAACUUUGUACCACUCCAGUAACGCGAGUGAACUUUGAUCCAAUCACACCAGACACCUUUGACAAAAACUAUUACAUCAAUCUCCAAAACCACAAAGGGCUCCUCCAAAGUGAUCAAGAGCUUUUCUCAACCCCUGGGGCUGAUACAACCGCCAUUGUCAACACAUUUGCUGCUAGCCAACUUCUGUUCUUUAUUCAAUUUGGUAAUUCCAUGAUCAAAAUGGGGAAUCUAAGCCCUCCACCUGGCACCCCAUCUGAAGUCAGAUUGAAUUGUAGGAGGAUCAACCCAACCACUACCUUCCAUGAUGUUAUCUAACUUUAUCUACACUAUCCAAUCCUCUCAAUCAAAUAAGCUUCCACUUUGUUGUUUAUAUCUCUUUGUUUAAACGUCUGAAUCCCGUUCAUUAAUUCUGUUGGAUUAAUAUUUUGCUAGAUAUGCUUGGUUGAAAACUAUGGAUUGAUAUCCGAAAGUUUUUCAAUUAAGUGUGAAUGUGAUGUAAAAUAACGAAGUCAGAGGUUGGAUUGCUUUGCUUUUAUUUACAAUAUAUAUUAUUAUAUCGUACUGGUUGAGUGAAUUCAAACA